GUUUGGGGAGUUGAAAGCUUAAACACGGAGGCUAGCUAAGGGACCAAACAACUCCUUCAAGCUUAAACGUGUCAUUAUUAAUAGCCAUACCUCAUUUAUUUAUUAUCCUUGAAAACCAAGUACGUUGAUUGAAGGGUGUUCUUUGGUUGUCAGGUGACACCGAUUCGUCAAAGGGACUUAACGCUCAAACGAGCAGCCGCCCCGCUAAGCUAAGGCUACACUGUACUGGUGGACAGACACUAUCGGUUUCCAAAACGGACAAGUCACAAACGGUAAGAUGUUCGUAUUCUUUUCACCUUGUUAUCGUCAAUCUAUAGCUGAGGUCCAGGGUUUCAAGCUGGCGAAGUUGUUUUGAGCUACGCACGAAGGCGUUAGUAAGGAAUAUCACCUAACGGGUUUUGCAUGCAUAUUAUGAAACACGCAAGCUAAAACCACAGAGAGUGGGAUCCCAAGGUUUUGUUUGAAGGUAUUUACAAUCAUGUAGAAACAUGACAACGCGACGGGGCCGAACUCGAUUCAGAUUUUAAUGAAAAGACUACAGUGUCUUACAUUUGGUUUUUCUGCAAGCUUUUACUUCUCUAGACACGAAAUCGUUGAAUUAAUCCCGACCAUCUCUGGUUUUCAUUCACCUAUCACUUCAAUAGUCUACCAUUGUGGAGAAAAUGAUGAGCUUGAUUUACUAAGGAAAAGCCAAAGCUGGGGUUUAAUAGGGAUUCCCAAAUCUUCCAAUAUUAUAGACUCUUUUCCUGUUGCAAUAUUCUGUUUACAAUCAUUCGCCAUCCUAUCAAAGGGAAGGUUGUUGUCGAAUAACCAAGCUUCACUAGAGUCCCUUAACUAAUGUUACAUCAUUGGAAAUUAGGGGUUCUGCAAAAUCGGUGGUAGAUGCGCCGAUGGUUACUAAUAGUUUUGGAGUACCUUAGUCUGUGAUAAGUUAGCAGUGUCUAAUUCGCGGAUUUGAACCUGUAGAUCAGUUACGGAGCCGGGGUCAGUUGCGCGACAUAGAGCCCGCAAUUGUAGCGUGCCAACAACCGAGCUUAUUCACCCACGAAACCCACCCAGACACCCCAACAAACUCUCUUGACUUUUCUCUUGAAGAGGCUAGAAUUUAUCUACAACGACAAGAAGGAAAAUUUGAGUUAAUCUUGUCUGAGAGGCUAUAACGCCCAAAAGUCCGAAGCCAAGAUAAAAGCGCAAUAAUAUCAUUGAACACUGACUAAAAUAAGUUCGUUUAAAAAACAGCGACGAAAUUGAUAUUUUCGAGAUGUAGUUUUCAUUAUUUACCACUAUACUCUCCGAAUUUACGGUUCGUUCAUUAUGUGAUAUCGGGAGCAAACUACUCGGAAGAAGCUUUUACUUGUUUACAGAAUUGUUAAACUUGAGUUUAAGUCUCUAGUCUUCAAUACAAAAUCAGAGAGAAGGUGUUGACUUGAAAUAAUCCCUUGUAACAGAAUUGCAAGUCAGUAAAAAGACGUCGUUUUCUGAGAUAAAGGGUUUAAAAUUAAAUAAGAUAACGUUUACCUAUGCUAGUGUAUGUUGGACAAUUUCGUCCAAGUGCAUAAACAUUUUCAGCGCAAAUUUUUCACUGCAUUAUAUGAAAAUUCGCACCAAGCAAAUGCCGAUGUAAUUUUGCUGUCUUGGGUUAUUUUCUGGCGAUUGGACAUUAGGUUUUAUUUUGCACCGUUGAAAGCAGAAAACGUAACAGUGUAAGGGGAACUAUGCAGGAUCUUUAUUCUAACAGGCAGCAGUCUAAAAUUUUAUUAACACAUAGUUAAAUACUUUUGAGGAAAUCGUUCUAUUAUGGGAUUUGAUAAAAAAAAAAAGCAGAGAAAAAGACUUAUGUAGAAUUAGGAUUAUUAAAAUGUUAACACUUCUUUAAACUAAAUCCCGCGAAAAACAAAUCCUGGGAAGUAUGUUUUUCCAUCUUAAAAAUAAACUUUGAAAACAGAAGGAGUAUGAAACAUUAAAACGUUCCUUUGAUGUAACUUAAUACAUGCCGUUAAAAGCACGUUUUCAACUCUAGAGAACACAAAGAAAAUGAAAAUGAUGUUUUUGAAUCUAUCUAAGUGCGUAUGAAUGCAAAAAGACAAAGCAUAGGUUGGUUUCUUCGGCGAGAGCUGGGUUUAAUUGCACCUGUGGCAUUUCUCGGUGAAACUUAAGAGAUGCUGGUUAAAGCAACAGUUGAGCAAGACGAGAUUAACGAAAAAUAAGAAACAAAGUUGCAAAAUUAAAUAAAUACAACGAUUGAGAUCUGUAAACUGUCGUAACGCAAGUUUCCUGUCUUGUAGAAGGGAGAGCUUAAAAGGAGACUACAUCACCAAACCGGCCCACACAAGAUAAACAUCUCAAAUGAUGUCACAGUAACUUUAUAUCGACACAUUACGACCGAAAAAUAAGGAAGGCUGCAUUGACAGACACAGGGGCGGCUUGGGGAAGCAUAUGGUCCAUGCAAAAUAUGAAUUAAAAUCCACAUUUAACAUCUGGGUUAAAGUGAACACAAUGAUGAUGCAGUUUCGAAACGUGAGGUUUUGAGAACAAACUUUAUCACAUUCGAGUUUGCACUGUAAUCUUGGUUCGAUUUUGAAAUGGUGUAAUACUGGUUCGGAUUAUCAAAUUGUUACUUGUGCCCUAGUGUAUUGUCUUCGCUUUCUUUGUUUCGUGCCUCUAUGAACUGCCGAUGCUGGUUAAUGGUAUCAACCGGUACAUUGACGUUCACUAAUUGAACACCAUUGAUAAGCGCCUUCGAGGAAGCCAUUACCCGGAUCUAUAAAUUCAGUCAUGACCAGAUAAAAUCAUUGAGGAAGCCACUUAAUAAAGUGCGCCUAUUUAAAUAUUACCGGAAGGUAUCAUUUAUGUUGCAACUAUUAAAUUGAAUCUCUUCUAGUGAAGAAGACACCAGUGUCCCCGAUCAGCUUUUGUCCUCUCUAGACUCAUUCUGUGAAGGCCAUCACUUUUUGCUAAACCGAAAAUUUGAAAAAAAAAGAAAGGAUUUUGUUAUAGUCUGAGCCACUGGCAUGUAUCUAAACAACAUGUAUCCAAAAAUUAUUUUUCUUGAUUUAAAAUUAGAGUAAAUGGGGAGGGCUCUCAAGUUUUCAGUUUCAGCUAAUAUGGAUAUCAGAUUUAGCAAUUCGAUUGACAAGGGAAAAGAUACCAAGGCCAUUAAAGAAACUUAAAAGUCGAUAUAAAGGUUGAAUUACACUUCCGAUUCGAUCAGAGUUGCUUCGAUAUGUAUUUGACCAGAAUAUCCUCUGCGACGAACUAUUCAAGACAGAGACUUUCUGGCGAUGCUAGACAAAUAGAUUUGAAAUCGCAUAAAGGUUUCUGUCACUGUUCCAAACACACAGGUGCAAAAGCUGGCAAAACUGUUGUUCCAAAUAAAGACCAAUUCUUUAACUAUGUAUUACUUAUAUUUAUACUCAUAUCAGGGGUAAACUUGUAAAUUCAAAGCGACAUACGCUUACCGCAUUAUUGUAUGCUGGCAGCUAUAGGAAAAACAAAGCCAUACCGUUUAUUGACAGUAAAUUGGAUUAUGUAAAUAAGCCGUUCCCUUUAGCAUUAACACAGGUGUAAGGAAUGUGUUGUUUCCAAUCAGUCGAGUAAGAAUUUAAUAAAAAAUAUCUACGCCUAGGGCACUUCAAAAGAAGACUAACUGCGUUUCUUGUAAUUUUAGCUUAGGGUUAAACAGACGAAUUAUUAUUCCUUUCAUGUCGAUAUAAACACAUCUUUUAAAUAAUCAUUUCAAUGUAAAACGAAAACUUCCAAGGGCAAGUUAGGGAGACAAAAAUUUAUUGGAGUCUCUCGACGAAAUCCUGUGGUUUGAUCAUUCAAAUGAUAUCGCUCCAGGUAAUGUUUAACUUGGUACUAUAGUUUUUCAGUAUUUUGCAAAAAUCACAUUUGGGGUCAUAAAGUACCUUUCGAACUCUUAAGAGUAAAGGGGUUUACAUUUGGACUAGAAAUAUUGUUAUGACCUUUUUACUUGUAAUCUGUAUGUCCUUACGUUCAUACUAUAGCCUCUAUUAGGAAGCAAAGUCUCUCUUUGUAUAAACCCAGGCAAAGAUAUCUCAUGAGACUUUAUAAAAGGUAAUAACUCUGACGAAUUAUGGAAGUUUGUUGAGAUUUAGCUUUUUUCGCCUCUGAUGAAGGUUAUUUUUCUCCAUCCAUAGCUAUCCAAUCAGCCUUGCCUUCAAUCUUUAGUUGUUGAGAUUUCUGUCGAAUAGUCUCAGCUCAAGUCGUAGUCGAAGAUACUGUAAAUUAUCGAAUAACACUGAUUCAAGUAGGGAUCUUGAAAAAUUGGGAGCGCCAACGUUAAACAACUUUCUAAAAAAAUGAGGUGAGCUUAAACUGAAACAUGACUGCAAUUUAAAUUAUACGGGUUUUAUCUUAAGCUGUUACCAUGUGUGCUACUCCAGCUAAGGCAGGUUGUUGAGAUUUCAGACUCCCAUCUAUAGCAAGUAGAUGAACCGCUCGUUCAAACGUUAAAUGGAAUUAAAAGUGUUCAUGGAUUACCUGCAAGACAUGUAUGGUCACCCGCCCCUAUAUUGACAGGCAAAACUGCAGAUGUUACCAGACACAGAGUACUGUUUAUGAUUCAUAAGAAAAUCUUACUUAGUAAGUAGUUAUAUACUUGAUAGAUAUUUAUAACUGCUGAAAGCCCGCGUCUUGUUAAUUCAUAAGCUUAACUCAAACCCCACAUACAACAAAGACUUAGCUAAAACACCAAUACGCUAAACAUUAACUUAUUUUCUUGAUAUGAACUCUUCACAAUGAACACGAAUUUGAAUUUACUAGGCUUUCUACAAAAAAUGUUCCACAAACUAAAAUGGAAUUAACCUGAUAAUAUGCCACUGUACGGUUCAUAGAUGCUUGAUAACUAGAACCACUUGUUUUUGCUUUUGAAACAUUAAGUCUGAAGUUAGGAAGGCGUGCAUACAUAAAAGAACACGGUACUUAGGUCAGCGUAGUAAAACAUUUUCUCGGUGAACCCACCGUUCCGUAAGACACGCCUGACACAAUAAACCCGUUCCAAUAAAAAUAACAAAAAUUUCCUUAAAAGGUGUGUUGAAGUUGAUAGUAACUUUAUCAAUUGUGCACCUUGAAUGGUAACCCAUACUGUCAAGCGGCCCCCCAAAAAGGCUCAGGACACUCGACAAAACAGGAACAUUUCUAAAAACACAACCUGUGCACCGAAAUGAAAACAUCCGGCUUUGCAAAGAAAGGGAAACUUUGUUACAGUUUGUUUUAAUUUAAACUAUACUUCUCGACGCUAUAAACUUCUGGUUCUAACAAAAACGGGCGGAAGUCUGUCGUUCUUUUAGCUUCAAGAUUGAUACGUUGAAGUGCAACCACGCAUUCGACUAAAAGGCUUAUUUUGCUCCGCUACGGAUGUUUAUGAUUCCUUUAUCGUGAAUAGGCGUUUAUCAUGAUCUCAUGAAAGCCGCUUUUGAAAACUGGACAGUGGUUCUACAUCAUCACUACGCAAUGAAUCAUUUUUGUGGAACCAUUUUAUUACCAAAAACUAAUUUUGUACGAUGGUAGUGAAUGAUUUUCUUUAUCGUCAGCAUGCGCUUAUCAGAAUGCAAUCUUAACCAUAAAUACUGAUGAAAGCUUGUUCUGAAAGCAACACAUUUGUUAUAUAUUAUAAAUCACCUGUGUACCUAUUGCGAUAACCAGAUAUGUAGCCUAUCUUCUAGAAAAAGGCUAAAAAGUUAAUAAAAACUGUUGAGUAGGAAAAUAUACGGUUAUGGUUCAAAUGGAGUUGAUUACAUUAGGAAUUUUACAGCAUCAUCAAGAUAUCAAAUUGGAUGUUUUUGUUAUGAAGGAUCAUUUCCUACACAGGAAAAAAGGUUAUUAGUCUAGAACGAAACUUCCUUCUUCUUUUCAGUUAUCUUCCAGCAGGUCGUUAAAGCGUUGAAUCCCAGAGUCCAAAAUGUAUAAGAAGAUGACCUAAUCCAAAGAUGUGGCCAUUCAAAUGGAACCUCUCCAAGGGUACUAUUUUAUGGCGCUAUUUUUACGAUACGAGAUUAAGAAUUUUCCGGUUUGAGGUAUUUUGAUACUGACAGUGUUAAAAAAUAAUAAAAGAUACAUCAGUUUAUCAUAACCUUGAUUUCAAACUGCAAUAUCUCAUUUUAAACGGAGCGACUAGAGCUUAAAAACAACUGUUUUAUAUAGUUUAAACUAUUCUGUGGUUAAAACAAAGCCUUCAUUAGAAUAAGUAGGAUAAAAAAAGGCUACCAGCUUUGAAAAUUUGGCUACUGGUUUUAGAUUGCUCCAAAGCCCUAUGUUUAGUCGUAAAUAAUUACAUUACGAUAGCGAUCUUUUAAAUACGAGUGAUAAAAUUAACUGUUUAUAUUCUACAUGUGGAGAACAAUGCGGUACUUAGAUACCGUCCGGUUCCGCGAUGGCUACUGUUUGCAAAAAUAAAAGCACGAGAAAGUAGCUAGGGAUGCCUGGAGGGGAGGAAAUUUUGGAAUCCACAUCCGUGGAUGAUGGAUACAAUAUCAAAACACCAGGAAUGGCUGGCGUUUUCUUUAUAGGAAAUAUUAUUUAGAGAAGUUAAAACAGUGGAGAUCUCACAGAUCCUAGAUUGAGCUGUCAGAACAACCUGCUUCUAAUGGCUUGUCAGACGUCCAAUAAAUUAUUCAUUUCUUUUUCGCUUAAUGGAAGGGCACACUUAGCAAGUAAGAGAAGAACAUCUCGAAUUUCAAAAGUUUAUGGCGCUUUCAAAACAGAAAAAUAUGUAGGUGGACUUUAAGCAACGAAAAAUGUGUCCAUUUUAAAUCGUUUGGUUCAAAUCUAACGUCAUUCAGAGUUAUGAGAAACAUUCUUCAAUGUCCACGUCAAUUUGUCAAAUGAAUCUUAAGGUUCAACAUUCAUAUCUGAUCUUCAACAAAAAAUUAAGUGAAGAGAUAAACAAUUGCUGUGAAGGGCGCACGAGGAAAGGUAAAACUUGUCACCGCUUGAAUAUUCGUUUUAGGCGCAUUUUCAGUUGAACACUGAAACUUCCAACUUACAUAGUUUCCAAAUCGAUGGAAAAUAGCCAAAGUUUGUAUCAGUUUCCAUUUUAGGUGUCAAAAAUGGCCAGCUGUGGUGCCCGACAAGUUUGAGAGUUAGUCGUUUCACUUGUCUCUUAACAUGAUUGCUAAUUACGAUGCGGUUAAACUUUAUUACACAUGUGAUGGUGCAAAACUAUAAAAGUGUGCUUUUUAUAUAGGACUCCCUUUUUUCUGGCUGAACUGGAGAAGAUAAUCCGCAGGAAUAACCAGAGGGGACUCGUCAGUUGUACUUUAAAAAUUUUGAAAUUCUCUUUUAUAAAGAGGGGUGUUUUCUUUUCGGUUUUCGACUCAUCUAAUUUUUGACGCAAGAAACCAUGUUAAAAAAAGGGGAAUUGUACCAGACUAAUCACAACUUCACGCGCCAUCCUAAAUUCAGAUACGUUUGUAUGACAAGCGGAAACACUGAGAUAGAAAACGAAAAGGACAUCGAAGUGCAUGUAUAAAGGAACUUCUUGUUCCAUUGGAAAAUGUACACUGUUGUCUUGAAAAGCAAAAUGUCCACGAAACAAUCUGGCUAACACCUGGAUAAGCCAAGGAAGACAUGCUAUUGUUUAAUAUGUAUUUCGCUGAUUGGUUUGACUGUCAUGUCCACAACGAUAAAUUCGAAAAAUCAACAAACAGCGCCUUUGUUCGCGCCCGUCUCUCAUAACAUUAUUAGCCUUCUAAAUUAGCAUCUUUGGGGUAAUAGCUCGACGUAAACAUUAAAGUGCUACUUUUUUCGUGUCUCGGUUUUAUUAGUGGCCGAACAAAUAGUCGCUGGGGAAAGAAACACGAUCUGUGUGUUGGGUUUCAAACAUAAUUUACUCGCAGUCAGUUAUUACCAAGUUCAAACUUGUCGAGUUUCACCAUGGCGCGUUUCAUUAAAGCCACUAAUGAGUUGAAAAGGCGCGAAUCGAAGGUAAUUGCAUUUGGCGCUCGGCGGUGAGUCUUUCUCCUCAAGGACCCGUGUUUGAGCGGAAGUGGCCUUUUUCGAAAACGCAAAGAAGUGGAUUGACAUUGUUUCUAUGGUGUUUGAUUUAACAUCUCGUAAGAAAAUAUAAACCAUCUGGAUAGCGCUAGCUGACCAAUCACAGACUAAGGUUCAAGUUCUAAUCUUAAUUUAAUAAUGACAUUGUCACGCCAGUGAAUGAAAAUUUGCCUGAUCAGUUCUGGGUGACAUUUGCUUUUUGACUGUGUGUGCAAUUUGAUUCCAAGCAGCUAUAAAGAGUGCGAGUGCCGUCUUAAGUUCAGACAAACAGACAAUACAAAGAAGUGAUCGUGAAAGGAUAAACCGACCCCGCCGCUGCUGCACAACUGAUCCCAGCAACGCAGAAUGUUGCCAACCUUCAGCUUCACCCCAGAGCAAGUGGCGUGCGUCUGUGAAGUCCUUCAACAGAGCGGAGAUAUAGAGCGCCUCGGGAGGUUUCUGUGGUCUCUUCCAGAAUGCGAAACAAUCCAGAAGAACGAGAGCGUGCUAAAAGCAAAAGCUUUAGUUUCCUUUCACCAGGGAAACUUCCAAGAACUGUAUCGUAUCCUGGAAAACAAUUCGUUUUCACCGAGCUCUCAUCCUAAGCUACAGUCGCUGUGGUUAAAGGCCCACUAUAUCGAAGCGGAGAAACUCCGCGGUCGACCUCUAGGAGCUGUUGGAAAGUAUCGUGUUCGACGCAAAUUUCCUCUACCAAGAACGAUCUGGGACGGCGAGGAAACAAGUUACUGUUUCAAAGAGAAAUCAAGGAACAUAUUGAGAGAGUGGUACUCGCACAACCCUUACCCGUCACCUCGGGAAAAGAGAGAACUGGCCGAGGCAACAGGUCUAACUACAACACAAGUUAGCAACUGGUUCAAGAAUCGAAGGCAACGAGACCGAGCGGCGGAAGCUAAAAUUAGGUAAGCCUUCGCUCGAGAGAUAUUUGCCAUCUAUUUAUGGCUUACGAUCACAAACGUUUACCUUCACCUCAAAUCACUUUAAAAAGCUUAGUUUGUCAUACAACACUAAAUUAGCCAGUCCGAGAAGGCAUGCACGACUCCUGACUCUGGGCUUACACUUUUGGACUGUCUGUAUAUUUUGUUCCUCUCGCAAAUUUAAGAUUUGUUUAGGAUAUUUAUUGAGCUUCUUGAGGGUCGGAAGUUGAUAUAGCGACAUAAACAGUAACUAGCUGUUCAUUUCAUAAAUUAAAUUUUCCUUCAAGAAAGGGGAUCGUUUUCAGCACACAUCAAAUAUACAUAUAUAUCAGUUCAUGACAAUCUAUGUGCGUGUAUGAACUGACCACAUUAUCGAUAGCAAUACCACGCUUCUUCCUUGAUCGACCUUUUUAUGCCAAAGAGAAGCGGAUACGGGAGUAUAUUCAACGAUUUGGUCUGACCCUGCUCUUGAAGUGAUGGAAAAAUCAUAAUGGGUGAUGGCUCGCGCGAGUCAUUCAAAUGUUGAAAAGCCGGUCGGCAAGGCAGAGAUAUACUUCAGUCUGAUAUUUGCGGCUUAGCCUAUCACCAGAUAUCAAACUAAGUACUAAGUCGCAAUAAUAUUGGGCCUGAAACACGCAUUUACCCAUUUAAUAUCGAGCAUUUAAUGCAAUCAGACGCUGAGCUGUUAAAUUUUAGUACUAUAUACCGUAUGAUGUCAUCCUGAAUGGCGAACACUGGGAAACUUUUAGUGAACUGUUCCAAGACAAACUUCUUUUGUUUUGCGCUAUUGGUAAAAUAAAAUUUAGGAUUUUGUUUAAAGAAACGUGGACACUUUUGGGAUUAGAAUGAACAAAGGACGAGAAACAAGUUGACGUUUACACGUCAGAAGUCGCGCAUUAGCGAGUGUAAGGGGGUUCGCGCUCGUUUAUCAUGUCCUAACCGUUGCUUCUGUUGAUUGUGAGCAGAGAAUCAACUGUGGAUAUAAGAACCAAGCAGAUGCUGAACCCUGAGAAGCAGACAAUGCUCGGCGACGUUAAAAAGUGCGGAAUUCCCGAUUUUUCCCACUGUAUGAAUGGCGGGCAUAUCACAGGGUCACACACGCCUGUGCCAGUUAAACUGGAGGUGGACGAUCCAACGCUUAUGGCCGCGAUGUCGCAGGAAUCAAUGGCGCCUGUAUCGGCCACUGAAUUUACACAUGGACUUCACGAGAAUCACAUGCUUACCACAUUAACAAACUCGCUAGUAGGACUAUAG
This is a messenger RNA of Porites lobata, 10184 nucleotides long. The record is from the annotation of a GenBank genome assembly. Lineage: Eukaryota; Metazoa; Cnidaria; Anthozoa; Scleractinia; Poritidae.